Molecule: messenger RNA, 1995 nt
Organism: Aspergillus thermomutatus
Lineage: Eukaryota; Fungi; Ascomycota; Eurotiomycetes; Eurotiales; Aspergillaceae
Product: DUF4246 domain-containing protein
Exons: 2
Coding region: 1-1995 (664 amino acids)
Source: RefSeq, a predicted model, not a curated record
AUGCAGUUCAGCAACACCGGUCAGGGCCCACUGCAAGUGCCAGGAUUCAACGGUAUUCCCCUGGACUAUCAGCUACCGCGAGAAGACCGGUUCGCCCAUGGCUUCGUAGAAUUUCGGCACACGCCGCGUCUGACCGCCCGAGAGGUCGCCAUGCUGCGAGUGAUGGAAGCCGUCACUGAGGAAGCCAGAUGGGACGAAGCGGUGCUGCAGCCGGAUGAGUCGCGGCUGGCGCAGUGGCAUGAGAAUGCGCAGAAAACUGAAGGAUUCCUGAUCAGUCCAGCCGCCUGGGACUGGUGCAUCGCUGAACUAAGGGACAAAGCGAUGGCAUGGCGCACGAGUGGCCGAAUGCUGUUGCUGAAUACUUCAUCGGCCGUCUGCGUGGCAGAAGAUGUUACACUGGCGUCGAGUUUCCAGCGAUUGAUUGCACGGCUCGCCCCUGGCCAGACGUCGCGUGCUAAACCAUCACCCGAGUCACCGGAUUAUCUUCAUUUGGUCGAUCCCUUUUUGUAUCCCCUUGUCUACGGACAGACUUGGCUCUUAGUCAGCGGAGGCCAUGUUCCUGUAACGAUCUCUUGCCAGGAGGCCCCGGUCCCUGCACAUCCCGUUGAUCAAAUGCGCCGACGGCUGCGUAUCAACCCGCGGACCGGACACCCGAACUGGUCCAGACGUAGCGGUGCGGUUGAGAGCUGCUGGUCAAACCAUUUCCAGCGGCUUCCUUGCGAAGUGAAGUUCUCCUCCGAUGGCACAAAGGACGUCUGCAUCACCUCCUAUAUCAACAACCUGCAUCCCCAGCAUCACCGGGACCUGUACGCAUUGCUGGAAAAGCUCAUUGCUCAGGCCAUUCCGACCUGGAACGACGUACUGUUCAAGGGGACGCAUGGUCGGACUCCGCCGCGCAUCCUCACCUAUGGCUUUGAAACCCACAAUGGGGAGUACCCGCCAUGGUUCGACAGGGUGAAGACGCCCAACACAAUGUACCGCCACUAUAAAGUAGCACAUACCGAGGAGCAGUGGCAGGAAGUCUGCGAUCUGGUACGACCGUAUUUGGCUCUGCCAGAACCACCAGUCUGGAAGCAAGCAUACCCGCGCAGGCCGGACGAGCCAGAGGACUGGUUGGCCGUCAUGACGCCUGACAAUCCAACGGACGCGAAAGUGUGGAAAGCCGGGAAGUACACCGGUCGGGCGAUCAUACCACAGGCCCGAGGGCGAUUCCCAGACCCCGAACACCACGGGUCCGCCUCGAUCAACUUGGCAGAACAGUUCCAGGAAGACGGCCUGCAGGUGGUCGUCCAGGUAUCGCGGAUCGACCUCACGCCCGACAACCCCACGUACGCAGGAGAGUCGAUGUUCCGCGUCGAAGGACUGCUCAACGAGCACGUUGCCGCCAACACGGUGUACUGUGUCGACGAGGAGAAUGUGACCGAAGCUCAGUUCACUUUUCAGCAUGAGGACAAGAUCCACUCACACGAGUACGACCAUUCAAACAGUCAUGUCAUGUCAUCGAUUUUGGAUUUGCCAGAUUGGGACUACCUUGAAGAUCCGCUUCUGCCUGCGGUGCACACUCUGGGAUCCGUGCCUGCCCGGAGAGGCCGACUGCUCAGCUGGCCAAACACCCUACGAUCCAAGGCCGAUAGCUUCACCUUACAAGAUCCCCGGCGCGCUGGCCACCGGACGUUAAUCAAGCUGUGGCUCGUGGACCCUCACUACCGCAUCUGCUCAACCCGCAAUGUACCUCCGCAGCAGCAUGACUGGUGGGCCGAGGCGGCGCGGAAGGCUGCUGGGUUGGAUGCGCGACUCCCAGCAGAACUUGUGCUGCUGAUUAUUGAUCAGACUGAGUCGUGGCCCAUGUCCAUGGCCGAUGCACUGGACUUGCGGGAGGAGUUUCGCCAGGAACAGGCGCGCACAUACCAGGCUGUCCAUGACGCUGCUGGACAUCAUGUCGUGGGGGAUCUGGACGCGAUACGAGACUUUAUAGCACACGGCGAGUCUCCAUAG